AAAAGCUCAUACAACUAACUAUAGUCUGGUCUAUACACAACAACGGUAACAUAGCGUCAUAUCAUAACCUAUCUUCAUCAAUUCCCAUCUUUACUCGUUUUCUACGCUGUUUGUUUUCCAGAUUCACUUUCUUCCCACUUCUUCAUCUCCUUAACUAUUACUUCAACACAUACAUACCAUACCACUUCUUCAAUCUCAUACAUUUUUAUAUCAUUCAUUCUCAUUAUAUUUAUACAAUAUAUAUUACCAGUUGCAGGUUAUUUAUACCUUAGAACGAAAUGACGGACCUUCAAGGUAUUGGUAUUUCAGCUGCAGUAAACCUACUGUCUGCUCUAGUAUUCCUCAUUGUGUUUGCAAUAUUACGACUUCAACCUAUAAACGAUAGAGUUUACUUCCCGAAAUGGUAUCUAAAAGGAAUCAGAGCAACUCCAACGCAUUCUAGAGGGUUGGUGAACAAGUUUGUCAACUUGGAUCUCAGGACGUAUUUACGUUUUCUAAACUGGAUGCCAGAGGCAUUAAGAAUGCCAGAACCUGAGCUCAUUGAACAUGCUGGACUUGAUUCGGUGGCGUAUAUUCGAAUUUACCUUCUCGGGUUGAAAAUAUUUGUUCCUAUUGCGGUACUAGCAUUUGCUGUUCUGCUACCUGUUAAUUGGACGGGAAGAAUGUUGGAAGGUUCUCAUGAUUUGAGUUUUAGUAAUAUUGACAAAUUGUCAAUAUCAAACAUUCCAAUGGGAUCACAAAGAUUUUGGGCACAUAUUGGUGUGGCAUAUAUUGCCACAUUUUGGACUUGUUACAUGCUAUAUAAAGAGUACAAGAUAAUAAUGACCUUGAGGUUGGAAUUCAUUGCUUCUGCAGAUCGACGUCCAGAUCAAUUUACAGUUCUUGUGCGGAAUGUUCCACCAGAUCCUGAUGAAUCUGUCAGCGAGCACGUUGAACAUUUUUUCUAUGUAAAUCAUCCUGACCAUUAUCUCUUACACCAGGUCGUAUACAAUGCCAAUAAACUAGCCAAGUUGGUUGACAAGAAAAAGACUAUGGAGAAUUGGUUAACCUACUAUCAAAAUAAGUAUGAGAGAAAACCCUCAAAAAAACCGACUACUAAGACAGGUUUUUGUGGUCUUUGGGGAGCUCGUGUCGAUGCAAUUGAAUAUUACGCCCAGGAGAUUGAGAAACUCAGUGAGCAAGAAGCUGCAGAGAGAGAACGAGUUCUAAGUGAUCCAGAAGCUAUAUUGCCUGCGGCAUUUGUCUCGUUCAAAAGUCGAUGGGGAGCUGCUGUUUGUGCUCAGACUCAGCAAUCAAGAAAUCCUACUAUAUGGUUGACAAAAUGGGCUUCUGAACCAAGUGAUGUUUACUGGGAUAAUCUUGCAAUACCAUAUGUUGAACUCAAAAUAAGAAGGCUACUCAUGGCUGGUGGCCUUUUCCUCCUCAUAUUCUUUUUUAUGGUUCCUAUAACGUUUGUUCAAUCGGUUGCCAACAUUGAUGGAAUUGAGAAGGUGUUGCCUUUCUUGAAGCAUUUAAUUGAAAAGCCAGUUGUGAAGUCCUUUAUCCAAGGAUAUCUGCCUGGAAUCAUACUGAAGAUAUUUCUCCUCCUCAUUCCAAUCGUUAUAAUGAUUAUGUCCAAGAUAGAAGGCUACACUUCAUUCUCAUCAUUGGAGAGAGUAUCUGCAGGCAAAUACCAUUUGUUUAUUCUGGUAAAUGUUUUCCUUGUAAGUAUUAUUGCAGGAACAGCAUUGGAACAACUCAAAUCAUUUCUGAACCAGUCUCCUAGCGAGAUUCCAAAAACUAUUGGGGUGUCAAUGCCAAUGAAAGCCACUUUUUUUAUAACAUACAUCAUGGUGGAUGGUUGGGCUGGUGUUGCUGCAGAAGUCCUCAGAGUAGUUCCUUUAGUUAUCUUCCAUUUAAAGAACACAUUCUUAGUUAAAACGGAGAAGGAUAGGGAGCAAGCAAUGGAUCCUGGGUUUUUGGACUUCGCUAUAUAUGAGCCUCGGAUUCAGCUUUACUUUUUGCUUGGGCUAGUUUACUGUGCAGUCACGCCAAUACUUCUUCCGUUCAUUAUUGUCUUCUUUGCGUUUGCUUACUUGGUUUUCCGACAUCAGAUUAUUAAUGUCUACGAUCGGAAAUAUGAAAGUGCUGCUGCUUUCUGGCCAGAUGUACAGCGGCGCAUAAUCAUUGGACUUGUUAUAUCGCAACUUUUGUUGCUAGGAUUGUUGAACACAAAGGGUCUGAAGAUGUCAACGCCAUUUCUAAUUGUCCUCCCAAUUUUCACAAUCUGGUUUUAUAGACUUUGCAAAGGGCGUUUUGAAUCGGCAUUUACCAGGUUCCCUUUGCAGGAAGCCAUGAUGAAGGAUACCUUGGAACGAGCAACAGACCCAAUGCUGAACUUAAGAACUUACUUGCGUGAAGCUUAUCUGCAUCCAAUUUUUAAGGGUGGUGAAAUUUUUUAUCCGCCACCCAGUGACGAGGAAGAAGGUGCUCCACUUGUAGCUACGAAACGAUCACAAAGGAGUAGCAAAGUUACCUCUCUUGCCAGUUCAGAAGUUAGUGUAUAGUAUUUUUUUGUACAUAUAUUCAAUUUAUUUCUUUAUGGUUCUUGUAUAUCAUUCACAAUGUUUUGAUUACUUACAAAUAGAGGCAAGUUUUGAAAGGAAAUAAGGAUAGAGGGAAAUAUCUCUGGUAUAGAAAUCGGUCUGCUUUAAAAUUUGGUGGAAUUGAUGUAGCAUGGUGAAUGGGGGAAUUGAAAUAAGUAUGGUAAAAAUUGGUGGGAAGUUCAGCAUAA
Beta vulgaris subsp. vulgaris (sugar beet) is the source of this 2773-nucleotide messenger RNA. RefSeq names its product CSC1-like protein At4g02900. The transcript has 12 exons. Gene Ontology annotation, cellular component: plasma membrane. Gene Ontology annotation, molecular function: calcium-activated cation channel activity. Bases 279 to 2546 code for a protein of 755 amino acids. NCBI's taxonomy places the organism in Eukaryota, Viridiplantae, Streptophyta, Magnoliopsida, Caryophyllales, Amaranthaceae. The record is from RefSeq and is a predicted model, not a curated record.